AAUCAAAGCAAAAAAAAAAAAAGGUAGAUUUCCUCCAUAGCCAUGAAAACUCCUUAUUGGAUAUAACACUCGCUAGAAACAAACAUUUUGCUCAAUUUCACCAUUUUCCCAACGUGGGUCGAUCACAGAAUCCACCACAAAACCACCUCAAAAACCCCAACAAUCUAUCGACAGAAAAUGGGAUUUUGGCAACGCAAAUGCUGCAACUCAAUCUUCGGUUGAAGCUUUUCCGCCAUGGAUUCAUGUUCUCGUUUGUCCUUCUGCUCUCCCUUCAACUCUCCACCAUUUUCAAGCAACUGUAGUGGCAAAAACAAGUGCAGAAGAGCUUCGUUCGUCCCAGUCUCUGCAAUUUCGUAUCAGAAAUUCGUUCAAUUCGCUUUGGAUGAAACCAAACUCCAUACCCAUCUCUGCCCCACCCCUUUGCAGGAAAAAUAUAAUUCCAUGAUUUCCAUGGACAAAAAAGCCAAGCUUCAAAUGUUAUCUUUUCAAGCUCCAAAGAUCAGACUUCUUCGCAGUUUGAAUAUUGAGAGUGAAGCAAUGCAGGUCUUGGAUUUUGCUGUAUUCCCAAAACCAGAAUUUGAUGUUCCCAUAUUUUGUGCAAAUAUUUUCUCUGCUGCAAGUUCAAGUAUAGUAGUCCUGGAUCUCAAUCCUUUGCAUGAUGUCAUCAGCCAAAGAGAUUAUAAAGAGAAAUACUAUGAAAGCUUAUUGCAUCUUGGAACUAAAUAUGCUGAGCUCUUACCGUGGGGCGGAAAGCUUACAAGCGAAUCUUUGAAAUUUUUCUCACCGAUCGUGAUAUGGACUAAGUUUCCCUCAACCAGGUCCAAGUACGACAUAUUAUUUUCUGCAUUCGUGGAUUAUUACAAGGCAUGGCUUGAGCUCAUGAACAAUGCUAGGGAGGAAACGAACCCGUCUCGACUUAUGGUUAAUCGAGAAGCGCAGCAUAGGUACCUGUCAUGGAGGGUAGAAAAGGAUCCGGGACACGGUCUUCUAAAGAGAUUAAUCGGGGAGGCACUUGCAAAGGAUUUGCUGAGAAACUUCCUGUUCAAUGGCGUCGACGAGCUCGGAAGCAAAAGAUUUCUGGAGUACUUUCCCGAGUACUGCUGUGAAGACGGUACGAUAAACAAAAAACGCAGCAUGGUUGGGAAGUCUUACGAGCAUCGACCUUGGGAUAAAAGAGGUGAAUUUGUUGGGGACUUGAUCAAAACCUGAUGUUAGUCUUGGUGCUCUUCCUUGCUGAUGCUUUUGGCUCUCUUAUUUUUGCUUCUUAGAAAUAUACUUUAGACUUGUAAAGUGAAUUGGUGUAGAGUAUUGUGAGAAGUUAUAAUAUAACUAUGUAACCUGUAAAUUAGACCUAGCUCAAAUUUUGCUGUGUUAUUUUUUAGUAGUUGGAUGCAGUUGAGCAGUAAUUGAGGGCGGAUUUGUUAACGUUAUCAUUUUCA
Molecule: messenger RNA, 1439 nt
Organism: Momordica charantia (bitter melon)
Lineage: Eukaryota; Viridiplantae; Streptophyta; Magnoliopsida; Cucurbitales; Cucurbitaceae
Gene: HY2
Product: phytochromobilin:ferredoxin oxidoreductase, chloroplast / phytochromobilin synthase (HY2)
Biological process (GO): phytochromobilin biosynthetic process
Molecular function (GO): phytochromobilin:ferredoxin oxidoreductase activity; cobalt ion binding
Source: RefSeq, a predicted model, not a curated record